UUGAAGAUAAAUUGAAAUUUCACUAAGCAUGAGUUGGUGACAGCGAUUGCGUAGUUUUCUUCCCGUUUUCAUCUAGAUUUUGAAAACAAUACAUUGCGAAAGUGAACUUCACAACCUUACAUAUUCAUAACAUGAUUAACGUUAUAAACACUAGUUUCUUUGUCACUUCGGAAUGAAACUGGAUGAGACUUGGGUUGGUUAUAUUAUAUAAUGUUUCAAUGACUUCUAAGUGUUUUUUACUAAAAACAAUAUUCCUUGACGAGGAAAGUAGCUUGAAAGCAUGGAGAAAUAUGCAAUAGAUAUUGAUAAAGUUCUUGAUGAGUUUGAGGAAAAUGAGGCUCUGGAAACAAAUAUCAUUAAGUCUGUUGUAUCUUCAACCAGAGAAAACUUAAAGAAUUAUAAUGAGAUAUCACAGAGUGUGGAGAAAUCACAUGCCAUCUCUAGAACUGAUGAUGCUUUAUUACCUUUUUCUAUAAAUUCAGAUUCUUGUUUUGAUAAUCAAUUGAGUCAGAUUUCAGAUGACUGUAUUGAUAAACAAAAUAAAAAUCUCAAAUUUCUCUUAGACAGUUCAACUUUAUCUAACUCUAAUGUGGGAGAACCUCUUGAAGAUAAAACUUUGGAACUAUGUUAUAAUUGUACAUCCAAUGAUAAAGAAGAUGUGUCUAAUUUUGCUUACAACAAGGACUCUAAGCUUUUAAAUUUUGAUAUAUUUUACAAGCCUGUUGAUUCCAGCAAUUUUAGUAAUCAUGUAAUUUCUACUGAUAGUUAUCCAUCCAUUGUUAAUUCUGUUGCAUGUGUGGAGAAUGAAUGUAAUUUAGAAGAUGAAGUGCUUUGCGUGUCUGUAGAGGAAAUUUCCCCUAAAUUAAAUAAUAUAUCCCAACCUGAAUUUGAACAAAGUGAAUUUACUGUUACAAAUAUUACUCAUAGAUCUGAAUCUAAGAUGUUGGCUGAGUCUGUGAAGAUUAAUGAUCUGAAUGACAGAAGUUACUCUCUAAAUUCUGAGAGUAGACAAAAUAUAAUGCAGUCUGAGCUUGAGGUAGAAAAAUGUUUUGCUAGUGAUAUGUUUCUUGAAUGUUCUGAAAAAGACUAUUUUUCUUCUAAUUCCAAAGAACCUGAAGGCUCAAUUGAGACUGCAGUUCAAGAGAUUUCUUUGAAUUCUAAAGAGGAGACUCUAGAAAUGAAUAAAGAAAAUUCUCAAAGUGAAGUUACUUCCAAAUUUAUGACUCAGUUAAGUGUAAAUGAUUCUUUAGAAUGUUCAAGUUCCACACCAUUUAUUACAAGUAAUGGUAAUUUGGAAGAAAACAUAAUUAAGGCUGAAAAUGAUAUCUCUGAACCUAAAAUAUCUAUUGUUACGGAUAGUUUCGAAUGCUUGGCUGAUAUAACAUCAAUGAAUGAAUCUAUGUCUUCUUUAAUGAAUGAUGAGAAAGUUAAAGUUGAAAUUUUGAAGGAAGAUGAAUGUGUUCCUAAUUGUUCUGAUAUGAGUGAGGCUAUUGAUAAAAAUGUUAUUCCUACUGGACACAGUGCUAGUAAUAUUCUCUCUGACUUAAAUCUUGUAAAUCAAAGUUGCGAUUCACAUACAGAGAGUUUUGUUCAAGAUUAUUUGGUUCCUGUUACAAAGUUUGAUGAAAAAGAAUCACUAAUGUCUGGUGAACAAAAAGAUCUUGAAGAGGCUGUUUCUUUGAAAGAUACUUCAUAUGUUCCUAAAACUGAACCCUGGAAAAUGUGUGAAAUUGAACAUGUUUAUGAUUCUCCCAAUAUUAGUCAGGAUGAUGAUUCUGGUGUUAGUUCUCAAGAAGAUAUAAGUGGUAAUAGCCCCUCAGAAGUACCUGACAAUCAGUCUUCUAGCUCAUCAAAUGCUGUACAGUUUGGCUGUAAUCAAACAGUCUUAUCCGAUAAUGAAUCCAUUAAGAAUUGUCAAGAUAAGACUUCCUUAAAGGGCUCUGUGUCCUCCCUUCAAAACAACAAAUGUGAAGAAAAUAAAAGUUUUGAUUUAAAUGAAAUCAGUCAUAUACCAUCAAAUGGAACCUUAAAUAGUGAAGAAGAAAUAAGCUUCACUGGAGCAAGACCUAAAAUGGAUCUUCCAGUUUUAAAUAAUGUAAAUGAAGAAAAGUUUUCUAGUGAAGAUGCUCUAUCAGCUUGUGAUGGACCCACUGUUGAUAAUGAUGUACUUAAUCAAGGCAUUAUCAAUGAACUUGAGAUUAGUAUCUCUGCUUGUUUAGAAAAUGAGCUAGAUUUAGUGUCUCAAUCUAUUAUUUUAGAAUCAAAUUCUGUUUCUUCGGAUGCAUUAGUUCAGAAAGAGGACGAUGUUGAUUUAGAGGAAAAUAUUGCUUUAAAAACUGAUAGUGAUAUAAAAGUUGAUGAACUUUCACUUCGUUUACAACGUCCAACUUCUCUUAAUCUUCCUUCUCUUCAACUUUCUGCAGCAGAAGUAAUUGUGGAAGAAGAUUUGUGCUUGGACCAUGAAAAUUCUGAUCAACUUGUUGAAAAUGGUUCUCCUGUUACGCCAAUAGAUGAAUUAACUUCAGAAGUUCCAUGUGUAAAACAGCAGCAACAAAUUGGGUUUAUUAGACCCUACUGGAUUCCUGAUUCAGAGGCCGCUAAUUGCAUGCAUUGUGCAAUGAAAUUUACUGUAAUUAGACGAAGACAUCAUUGUCGAGCUUGUGGAAAGGUUUUAUGCUCACGAUGUUGUAACCAGCGAGCACAUUUGGCUUACAUGAAUAAAGAAGACAGAAUAUGUCAACCAUGUGCUGAAAUUUUGACAUCUGGAUAUAAUAAUAUGGUUGUUCAGAAUGAUCAAAUACCAGUUUCUCCAGAUUCAGUGUCUAAUUCAAGUGGAAGUAGUCCAAACUUAACAGAUUUGGUUCAAACUUCUUCUAAACCUGGAGACAAAACAAUAUGGAGACCUCAUCCCAAUAAUCCUGAUGAUUAUUGUUCAACAAUUCCACCACUUCAACAAAUGGAAUUAUCUGGGCCAAAUCCACCCCCAACUGUAAUGGUCCCCAUAGGAGUUUUGAAACGAGGCAAUAAACGUCGCAGAGAGCCGAAACAAGUUAUAUUUUCAGAUGGUAUAAGACCUGGUGGUGAUUUAACAGAUUUAACAGAACCAUUAGAAACUGUUCCAGUUUACAGACGUUCAGGACGCAAAAGAAUGGAUAAAAUAGUUUCUGAUGAUUCUAUUGAAGCUGAUUCUCCUUCUCUAAAGGCUCAACAGAAGUCUAGUCAGAAAAGAUUUUUGGUAUCUGAUGGUGAAGGAACAUUGCCACCAAUUGUGCUACAAUUAGGCCAUGAAAAGGAUGAAAAUGUUAAUUGGAACUAUGUUUUUCAAUUAAUGCAAGAUGAAGAGCAGAAGGCCGUAAAGUUUAUUCUUUUGAAAAAUUUACAUAUCCUCGUAAAAUUAACUAAAUUGGACUGCUGUUAUGGAAAAGAGUGUUGGUGUUUUACUAGCUGUGGAUUUUGUUCAGUUGGACAAGAUGAAGUUAUGAUUAUCUUAGAGAGAAUUCCUGAGGAAACUUCUAUCCCUAGAGAUAUAUUUAAAUUUUUUACGCUUGUUUAUGAUAAUGCAUGUAAAGGGACCACAGUUGAAGAUUUAGGUCAUGUUAUUUUCCCUGAAAAAAUAUUAGAUAGUACGGAUCACCGAGGAUUUCUCUUUGUCCGUCCAACUUUUCAGUGUCUAAGUAAAUUGACUGUCCCAUCGGCUCCUUAUUUAAUUGCCAUUCUUAUUCAUAAGUGGGAAGUCCCAUGGGCUAAAGUUUUUCCUUUAAGAUUGAUGCUACGAUUGGGUGCAGAAUGUAGAUACUAUCCCUGCUCAUUAGUGAGUGUUCGCAAUAGAAAACCGGUAUUCUUUGAAAUUGGACAAACUAUAAUGAGUGUUUUAGCAGAUUUACGAAAUUAUCAGUUUACUCUCCCUGUUAUUCCUGGUGUUGUUGUUCAUAUGGAAGAAAAGAAAACUUGUGUUAACAUUCCUCGCAAUCGCUAUGAUAAGAUAAUGAAAGUUUUGAAAACUAAUAACGUUGAGCACGUACUUCCUCUUGGUUCCAAUUUUAGCACAGAAGCUGAUUCUCAUUUAGUUUGUAUGCAAAAGGAGGAAGGAGAGUAUCAAACACAAGCAAUUAAUAUUGAAAAUACUGUAAGAAAAGUUACUGGUGCAAGUUUUAUAGUUUUUAGCGGGGCUUUGAAGAGCUCGUCGGGUUUAUCUGCUAAAUUUAGCAUUGUGGAAGAUGGCCUUCUUAUACAAAUUCCUCAAGAAACUAUUGUUUCUUUACAUGUGGCUUUAAGAGAAAUGAGAGAUUUGACUAUUGAAUGUGGGCAAAUAGGUGCAGCUGAACCUGAAGAGAUUGUUAUAGUGCAGUGGACUAGAGAUGAUAAAAAAUUUAACAUUGGGGUAAGAAGUCCAAUUGAUGGAAAAAAUUUUGAAGGUGUAUCAAAUUUAAGAAUACAUACAUCAACUGACUAUGCUGGAGAAAACUAUUUAAUUCGUUGGACCGAAAUUUUUUUUAUUGAAAGUGAAGAAAAUGUGUCUUCAAUGCAAAAUGAAGUUGCUGAUCCUUGCCAUAUGGCUGAAACUGUUGCUCAGUCUUGCUGCAUGGCACUUACACCUUAUCUUGAUCAGUUAGCUAAAACAGAACUAACAAAAAUUGGUCUUAGGAUUACAUUGGAUACAGAAAGAGAUAAGGUUGGAUAUGAUAUUGGAUCCUGCUGUAAGCCACUUCCGUCUAUUUAUAUGAAUAUAUUGGAUAGUAGUUUGAUUCCCGUUAUUUUGCGCCUAUCUUCUUCAACUCAAAAUGAAAAAUUAUCAUUUGAGCUUAUAUUUCACAUAUUAUUAAAAUGAUCAGCUUUUUAUUUUUUUAAAAAAGCUCCAUUAUUUCUGUUUGUAAGUCAUAAACUACAUGAUACUAUUAACACCUUUACAGCAGCAUGAUCUAGCUAUAAAAGCCUUUUAGGUUAAAAGUCUAGAACAUGUUUUGAAAUGAAAGAAAUUGUGCAAUUUAGUUGAGAUAUUUUGAACAAAUGGCAUUUUCCUGAAUUGUAAUACUGCAAUGUGUUCUACUUAGGUUCACUUACAUGCUAAUGAGCAGUGAACAUUUCAAUUUUUUGUGAAUAUUAUAUUUUCUAACCUAGUCAACAAAGUGAAUAGAAUAAUAUGCUAUGUUGAUGUUUAUAUUUUAUCACUUGUGUGUAAUUUUAAAUUGCUUGCCUAUUUGUUUUUACAAUGUAUUUGAACAACUUUGAUAACAACAUUCCUGAUAAGAAGUGUCAGUGCAUUCGUUGAAAUAUCUUUAAAUAUUAUUUAUUUAUUCUUCUUUCUUCCUUUAAAUCCUAUUUUCCAUAUUUUCGCUUUAUUUUAUCUGUGACCUGUAUCUUUUCAAGAAAUUUUUUAGGGUUUUCAAAAUUAAUUUUUUGUUUGCUGAGUUGUAUUUUGAUUUAUUUAUUAAAAAAAAUACAAAAUUUUUAGUACCUUGAAAUAUUAACUCUAGCUUUUGAAAACAUAAUUUUUUUUUUCAAAUUGAUGAGUUUACUUGGUCA
This is a messenger RNA of Parasteatoda tepidariorum (common house spider), 5523 nucleotides long. RefSeq names its product Smad anchor for receptor activation (gene Sara). The record is from RefSeq and is a predicted model, not a curated record. Gene Ontology annotation, cellular component: early endosome membrane. Gene Ontology annotation, biological process: endosomal transport. Lineage: Eukaryota; Metazoa; Arthropoda; Arachnida; Araneae; Theridiidae. Gene Ontology annotation, molecular function: metal ion binding.